Messenger RNA from Fusarium oxysporum Fo47, 1836 nucleotides. RefSeq names its product lysophospholipase catalytic domain-containing protein. The record is from RefSeq and is a predicted model, not a curated record. Lineage: Eukaryota; Fungi; Ascomycota; Sordariomycetes; Hypocreales; Nectriaceae. The transcript has 4 exons. Gene Ontology annotation, biological process: glycerophospholipid catabolic process. Gene Ontology annotation, molecular function: A2-type glycerophospholipase activity. The coding region runs from base 1 to 1836 and encodes 611 amino acids. Gene Ontology annotation, cellular component: cytosol; intracellular membrane-bounded organelle.
AUGAUGUCAUGCGGUCGCUUGAUCCAGUUGGCAAUUUUGCUGGCGUUGUCCACGGCAACACACUGCGGCUUCCUUAAAGGCGGAUUCUUCCCAAUUCUUAAGCCAAGAGCAGCGCCGGAUGCCCCUGAUAGUUAUACCCCGGCUCGUGUCCCAUGCCCCAAGACACGGCCCGCAAUUCGGCAGGCAACGUCAUUGUCGACUGAAGAAACAUCAUGGCUGGAGCUUCGCGAUAAUAGCACUUUUCCGGCGUUGGAAGAAUUUCUUACCCGUGCAAAUAUCGGAGGCAUCGACAUUGAAGCAUACUUGAAUGGCAUUGUGAGCAAUGGCACGACGUUGCCACGAAUUGGCAUUGCUAUCUCCGGUGGAGGUUAUCGAGCCAUGAUAAACGGUGCUGGUGCCAUCGCUGCAUUUGACAACCGAACCACAGGGUCGACAGGUAAAGGCCAAUUGGGCGGUAUUCUCCAAGCUACAACCUACCUCAGCGGUCUAUCUGGAGGCAGCUGGGUGGUUGGAAGUCUGUAUGUACAGAACUUCACGACAGUGGAAUCUAUCAUUUGUGGUUCCAAUGCUUUCCUGGUUCCCUUUGGCAACUUGAUGAUUCAAUCUUUAAAGGUUUGUUGCAGCAUAGUUACUUAUUCAGGGCUCUUGCUUACUUUGAUAAAUACAGGCCCAAAUGAUCUAUCUGUAACGCGAUACUACCGUGAGCUAUACCAAGAUGUCCAAGGUAAAGUGGAGGCAGGUUACAACAAGUCCAUAACCGACUAUUGGGGAAGGUCCUUAUCUUAUCAACUUGUCAAUGCGAGCGAUGGAGGUCCAGCAUAUACCUUCUCAUCGAUUGCAAAUGAUACCGAGUUCGCGGCUGCGAGGGCGCCUAUGCCUCUUAUAGUUGCAGUAGAAAGAACAACGGGACAGCUUCAAAUAGCAAGCAAUUCCACUAUCAUAGAGUUCAAUCCGUGGGAAAUGGGAUCUUUCGACCCAGAGCUUGCCGCAUUUGCACCUCUGAAGUAUGUCGGCUCUGCCUUCCAGAACGGUACAAUCGGACGCAAUGGAGACUGUGUCGCUGGGGCCGACAACGCUGGUUUCGUUAUGGGCACCUCAGCAUCGCUUUUCAACCAGGCAUUCUUGCAGAUCCAAAAGGCCGACAAUGUUCCAGAGUUCCUGCUUAAGGCUAUAAAUAAUACUCUGGCGGAUAUUGGCGAGGAGAACAGGGAUAUUGCUAACUGGCCAAACCCAUUCUACAAGUAUAACCCUAAGAACAACUCAAACGCGGACAGCACCAUCCUUACCCUUGUCGACGGCGGUGAGGACCUACAGAAUGUUCCCUUCCAUCCAUUGCUCGUAUCUGAUCGGCAAGUCGAUGUCAUCUUCGCUAUCGACGGCUCGGCUGAUACCAAGACACGUUGGCCGAACGGCACAUCUCUGGUAGCCACAUAUGAGAGAUCUAAAGCAGGCGUCUCAACUCAAAACAACGAGUUUCCAAAGGUCCCAGACCAAAACACUUUCAUUAAUCUCGGUCUCAAUAAACAACCGACCUUUUUUGGUUGUGACACAGACUCUGGUAACUCGUCAGGGCCACUGAUUGUCUACCUUCCCAACGCACCAUAUUCAUAUGAGUCUAAUUUCACGACUUUCGACCUUGAAUACAGCGACAGUGAGAGAAAUCAGAUUCUUCGCAACGGUUAUAAUGUUGCAACUAUGGGUAAUGGCACAGUGGACUCAGAAUGGCCUGCCUGCGUAGGUUGCGCGGUGUUGGCUCGUAGCCUAACUGUUUUGAGAGAUACUGUUGGAACGGCACGACGAACUCGACAGUUCCCGACACCUACGAGCCAGACCUGA